AGAACAGUGACAAGGUCGUAGUUCAGAGGAAGAAGGAAUCAGACUGGAUUAUUUUUCCAUGAAGAUGAAGGCGUUUGUGGUAUUUUUCAUCCUCACUCACGCUUCCCAGCAUGCAUCGAGUGUUGGGGUGUUAGAGGGGGAGGAGUCUGUCCGGCUGACCUGCCAGGUAUCUGGGUUACCUAAGAACACCAAAGUGGUGUGGAGCCGCUUCGAUCUCAAUCCCUCAACCAUCCACCAGCAUCAGGACAAAUAUGAGCCUUAUGUUCAAAACCAGCAGUACAGCAGCCGAACGUCGAUGUCAGCUGAUGCUCUGAAAACUGGUGACCUCAGCCUCGCUCUGAAAACACCCCACCACUCUGACAGCGGCAUCUACACCUGCACCGUCCACAAUGAUAAAAGUGAAAUUAGACGGCUAACUGUGUGGCUGCAGGUGACAGUCCUCUCAGGCCUCCAGCAGGGCUCAUUUGCUAUGGCGUCAGAGGGGAUGGAGUCUGUCAUGCUGCCCUUCCAGGUGUCAAGGUUACCUGAGGACAUCAAAGUGGUGUGGAGCCGCCUUGAUCUCAUUCCAUCAACCGUCCACCAGCAUCAGGACAAAUAUGAGCCUUAUCUUCAAAACCAGCAGUACAGCAGCCGAACGUCGAUGUCAGCUGAUGCUCUGAAAACUGGUGACCUCAGCCUCACUCUGAAAACACCCGACCACUCUGACAGUGGCAUCUACACCUGCACCGUCCACAACAGUCAAAAUGAAACACGAAGGAAAUAUGUGAUGCUGCAGGUGACAGAACUGCCCACUUUCCCUGCUAGAGCCUUUGCUGUCCUGGCUGUUGUCUUUGCUGCGGGUCUAGCAGUAUAUUUUUGGUACAACACCAUUCCAGUCUCCCAGGUGGAGGUGGAAGAGGGGGUGUGGCUUGUCAAGCUUCCUUGCAAAACCAAAGUCCAGCUGCCUGAUUGCGCUGUAGUGGAGUGGAGCCGCUGUGCCCCCAAGCCCAUGAUGAUCCACAGUUAUCAGAAUGGCAGUGACCUGCUUGUUGUGCAGGACGAGUUUUACUGCGACCGCACAAAGAUGGAGAAAGAGCCACUGAAAACUGGAGACCUCAGUCUGACCCUGAGAGAACCCUGGAGUAGAGACAGUGCCACCUACAUCUGCACCGUCCACUCGCACACAAAAGUCUGGAUGCAGAAAGUCAUACGGCUCACUGUCAAAUCUGUCAUUAAGGUAGUGGAGGUCAGGGAGUGUGCUAAAUCUGUCACACUGCCAUUCAGGACUUGUGUUAAGCUGCCUGGAGAUGCAACAGUGGAGUGGUGUCGUAUGGACACUGGCACACUCGUUGCAGCCAAUUUGAACCAGCCUGGGAAGAAGAAAAACUCUUACAGGGGCCAACUGAAUAAAAACCUGUUGCAAACUGGAGAUCUCAGUCUGACCCUGAUUAAACCCACUCAGGCAGACAGCUCCAUAUACUUCUGCACUGUCUGCGGGUACGGAGACGUCCUAUUGCAGAUAUUCGUACACCUCAAUGUCCAAGGGAGAGGAUUUUAAAGAAGAACAGGCCGAAGAUGAAACAGACGUCACAGUGAACAUGCAGUUGAUGAGUAGCUCCACUGAACCAGUGUAGUGUUCUCUGGUUAAUGUGUCUCACUUGUCUGUUGUUAAAGCUUUGAUGGAUCAUCGCUGGAUUCAGCGGGGGUGCUCUGGGGUUUUUUCUUAAUCAGGGUGUCUGUUGUGUAAAAUAACUAAAGAGGGAUUGUUUUGAGUGUUUUUGAAUUCCCAGUUUUUGAGUUCAUGUGCUUAAUGUUGUGUUCACAUCGAACGCCAUGCUGAUUUUUACCUUGCAUGAUUAUAAAGUUGCUGGAGUGUUGGGAGUAUUACACACUUUGCGAAUAUUCGUCCUUAACCGCUGUCCUAACAGCUGUGCUAACUAACUGGGAAGGGCAGCUAACAGCUAACGUUCACUCAGUUCAUAGUGUAUUACAAGGAAUUGAAAAAGCUGAAAAUGUCAACCUGAGCAAAUAUUGCAAAUUUCGCACGUUUGUGUCAUUGUGUUGCCUGGCUGUCUGGUCUUUGCAUUAACUUUGUAUGCUUUCUCACUCCCGUGUAAACCCAACAUAAGUUACUGACUUAAACACACUUGAACAGUUUAUUGACGUGAGCAGUGUCGGUUCAAGACAUUUACUCAAGUACUGUUCUUAAGUACAAAUUUGAGGUACUUGUGAUUUACUGGAGUAUUUUCUUUUCAUGCUUUUCAACUUUGUGUGAUUUACAAAUGUGUUUAUUCUCAUCAGCUCUUGUUCUUGUUUUAUUUACAUACUUUCACUGAAGGAAUAUUUUUA
This is a messenger RNA of Epinephelus moara (kelp grouper), 2328 nucleotides long. RefSeq lists its product as uncharacterized. Gene Ontology annotation, cellular component: external side of plasma membrane. The coding region runs from base 59 to 1537 and encodes 492 amino acids. NCBI's taxonomy places the organism in Eukaryota, Metazoa, Chordata, Actinopteri, Perciformes, Serranidae. Gene Ontology annotation, biological process: cellular response to lipopolysaccharide; negative regulation of T cell proliferation; positive regulation of T cell proliferation. The record is from RefSeq and is a predicted model, not a curated record. The transcript has 7 exons.